AAAAAGCAUAAUAAUAUUUACUAAUUAAUUAUGUAAGUAUGUACAUAUUCAUAUAUCACUGAGUAUAUAUAUCCUACUCAUCUCUGCCUUUUUCUCUCGUUCCCAACUCCUUACGCGCUCUCUCUCUAUCUCUUUAGCUUUCUCUUUCUAGCGGCGAAGCCAUGGGUUAUCCGGUGGGGUACACUGAGCUCCUCCUCCCAAGAAUCUUCCUUCACUUACUCUCUCUCUUAGGCUUAAUACGAACACUCAUAGACACGGGUUUUCGGAUAUUGGGUCUACCCGACUUUCUCGAAUCCGACCCGGUUUCAUCGUCAUCGUCAUGGCUGGAACCACCGUAUAUGUCCACGGCGGCGCAUCAUCACCAAGAAAGCUCAUUUUUCUUCCCAGUGGCGGCGAGGCUAGCUGGAGAAAUCUUGCCCGUCAUCAGAUUCUCGGAGCUAACUCGACCCGGAUUCGGAUCCGGAUCCGAUUGCUGCGCGGUGUGCCUCCACGAGUUCGAGAACGAUGACGAGAUCCGACGGCUGACGAAUUGUCAACACAUAUUUCACCGGAGCUGUUUAGACCGUUGGAUGAUGGGUUAUAAUCAGAUGACGUGUCCACUUUGUAGAACGCCGUUUAUUUCUGAUGAGUUACAAGUUGCUUUUAACCAACGAGUUUGGUCUGAAUCUGAACUUCUCGCAGAAUCAAAUUAGAAUCUUUCUUGUUUGGGUGGAAUUAGUUUCUACUAAUGAGAAAAUUAAUUUCUAUCUUUUUUUUUUUUUUUUGUUUAAUCUUUAGCUGAGUGGUUGAUAUAUGUAAAUAUAAAAUUAUAGGUGGUGAUGCUUAGUAAAUUAGAAGAAUGAAAUUUGUAUUAUCCGUUGAGGAAAAAAAAGAAAUGAAUGGAAAUCUUAAUUUUACUAUU
Molecule: messenger RNA, 901 nt
Organism: Arabidopsis thaliana (thale cress)
Lineage: Eukaryota; Viridiplantae; Streptophyta; Magnoliopsida; Brassicales; Brassicaceae
Product: RING/U-box superfamily protein
Exons: 1
Coding region: 162-692 (176 amino acids)
Source: RefSeq, marked reviewed